AUGUCAGGUUUCGAGAUCGCCGGGCUGGUCCUUGGAGCGUUCCCCCUCUUGCUCGAGGCGGCGAAAGAGCUCCGGGGCGUCUUCCGAGAUGUGAGGACGUGGUGGAAAUUCGAGAGGGAAUUCGAGGAUCUCAUAUCGUCUAUUGAGAGGGAGCAAAUUGCCUUUUCCCUGAACCUCGACGUCCUCUUGGCACCGUUGGACAUCAGCGAAGAAGAACGAGAGGCAAUGCAGUUUGACCCAAAUUCGGUUCUCUGGCACAGUCCCAAGAUUCAAGCCGAGCUCAAAAGACGAAUCCAAGCUCGGUACUUCCCUUGGUUCAUGAGGGAGCUUAAAGAUAUCGAGGAUUCUUUGGAGGAGUUGAAAGACCAAUUGCUUUCCAGAAUAAGAGACAAGAAUGACGCACUCUGGAGGUUCCUCGACAAGGCCUCUAACAGGAUCCAGUUAACUCCAUCUCCAAAACAAGGAUCUGGUGCAACCUCGUUCACGGCAGUCCAGGAACACGCACAAGCUCUGUACCAAUGCUUGCAACUGCAGUGGUUUUGCACCUGUACUCAAAACCAUCCGUGUGGUAUCAAAGUCCAGCCAAGCGAGGGUAGAAAGGAUGACGAGAAGGCAUAUCUUCAAGUUCUCUUCGAUGACAAUUCCUGCCGCACUCAGUUGAAAGUGAUGGUGGAAUCACCUGCGAUCGAGAGGCCACGGACGGUAGAGCGGUACAGACCGGACGACAUUUCCGAAUUAUCCCAGAAGAUGUCGAUCAAAAACCGGCUCAAGGAGCGUUUCGGAUUGAAAGGGUCAAAAGCAGUUCCAUUGUUGGCAGUCUCUAGUGUCCUGACAGCGAACAAUAUUCACCCUGCAGAUUUUGCUCUGGACGAAGAGCCUAAAAAAAGCCGCGGAAAACUCUCGAGACUCUCAAUACCGGGUUACUCGAGAGAGAGGAGAUCUGCUUCACCGACUAGCACCAUAAGGAGCUCUACAUCUAGAGGCAGCGCUUCAGAAAUUCAACGGGCUCCAUCCCCGACCGCGGCCCCGGCCCCGGCCGCGGCUCCUCCUAAUCCUCGGCGGGUGCGUUUUGCCAAUGACCAACCCGAAAACUCUACCCACCUUGAGCGUAAGAAUGCCAAGGUUAUCACCGACCUCUGCUCUACAAUUCGGUGCCAAGACAUGGACUGCUGCUUAGGCUUCCUUCAGCCAGACCGAGGAAACAGACUCUUCAUCUAUUUAGAUCCCCCAGACCAGUCCGAACUUCAGGACUGCAGGUUAGAAUCCGUAGAAAGCUUCCUCAGCAAUACGCCCCGGAGGGAGACGCGUAUUCGCCUUGGGCUAUCGUUGGCCCUUAGCCUUCUUUACUUGGGCCCAACGCCAUGGGUUCCGCCGUCGUGGACCAAGACGGAGCUCCUUGUCCUAAGAGGAAGCGGUACGAGCACUGAGAAACCACAGCCAUACUUCUCCCAUGCCUCGCUUCCCAGAACACUGAAAAAACGGCCGGCCCAGGCCGGGACCGCAGCAGCACUAGCACGGGAGAGCCUCUUCAAACUGGGCGUCGUCCUCUUGGAACUCGUGUUCCGCGACACCUUAGAAAACCAACACUUUAGGGCCGACUACCUCGACAAAAUAGGCCAGCCCAACGACCUGACCGACCUUUGCACAGCAUUGAGGUGGCAAACUCGUGCAGAGGAAGAGUUUGGCUUUGGGCUGGCGGAUGCAAUCCGGAAGUGCAUUCUGUGCGCGUUCGAUCCGACGCCGGACUUGGGGAAUUCGGCAUUCUUGCAGGCUGUGAGGCAGGGUGUUAUAAGUCCUCUUACCACGUUUUUGAAUAUGUGGAGUUCGGGAGGAUUCUGA
This is a messenger RNA of Scedosporium apiospermum, 1839 nucleotides long. RefSeq lists its product as uncharacterized. Bases 1 to 1839 code for a protein of 612 amino acids. The transcript is spliced from 3 exons. The record is from RefSeq and is a predicted model, not a curated record. Lineage: Eukaryota; Fungi; Ascomycota; Sordariomycetes; Microascales; Microascaceae.